GGGAUUACAAGAUUCUUACUCUAAUUCCUCACUUCAAUUAGGUAUGUGUGCUUUAUCCUUAUGGAGUUAUGGUUAAUGCAAGUGGUUCAGUUCAGAACAAAGGUUGGACUCUUGAAACUGUCGACCAUAAGGAUUCCAAGGAGCCUGAGGUAUUGAGAAUCAGGGGUUUUAAAUUUAACAAAGUUGAUCAGCUAGAAGCAAAAUACACCGAGCCUGGCAAGUUUACCCUCAAGCCUUGAACCUGCAUCUGCUCUUAAGAAAUUUUAGCCUCUCAUCUAGAGAAGAUUCAUAUAAGUAUUGUUGGAAGUGAGAGAGUUAGAAGGUGGAGCUUCCUUGCGGCAUCGCCACAUUCAGAAUAUUCUUAUAUUGGUUCAAUGGAUAAGUCAUGGAUCACAAAGCCAAGAAACUCAAUAGAGUAUGAGCGAGGGGUUAGGAGGUUUAUUGAUUUUGCCUUCGAAAAUAGUUUAGCUGAAGCAACUGUAUGCCCUUGUUUGAAGUGCGGUUUUAGAAAAAAAGUGACAAAGGGUGAGAUGUAUGAUCACUUGAUAUGUACCCAAUUCCCGAAAGAAUAUACACUUUGGUUUUAUCACGGAGAGACUGAGGUAGGGGAUCCCAGUAGUAACGUCUCAAAUAGUGAUGCUUCAAAUGCUUUUGAUGAUUUUAAUCAAGAUUCUAUUCAUGACAUGCUUGGAGAUGCUUUUGGAACUGAUAUGCACUGGGCAAAUGAAGUCUCAUUAGAGUCAGAUGAAGACAUUGAUGGAGUUGAAAGAGUGAUGCCAGAUGUAGCUGAUGCAUCGGAGUUUGAAGAAUUAGCAAGUCAUGCAGAACUACCUUUGUAUGAAGGGUGUACAAGAUAUUCAAGAUUGUCCUUUUUGGUGAAGAUGUAUCAUAUUAAGUGUAUAUGUGGGAUGACUGACAAGGCAAUGUCGAUGAUAUUUGAACUCUUACAUGAUGCAUUUGAACAUGCAGAGAUUCCGAGUUCAUUUUAUGAAGCAAAGAAAACUAUCUUGAAGCUUGGUAUGAAUUAUGAGAAGAUACAUGCAUGCCCGAACAAUUGCAUGCUGUAUUGGGGUGAAGACAAGGAGAAAGAAAUGUGUAAAGUUUGCAACAAGUCUAGAUGGAAACUAGAUACAAAGGGUGGUGAGAUUCAAGAAUCAAAUGAUGGGAAUAUUAGGAAGAAGGUGCCUGCUAAAGUUCUUCGUUACUUUCCAUCCUACCCAGAUAGAUCCCAAUUCACGAAUAUUUAA
This is a messenger RNA of Arachis duranensis, 1247 nucleotides long. RefSeq lists its product as uncharacterized. The transcript has 4 exons. The record is from RefSeq and is a predicted model, not a curated record. Bases 375 to 1247 code for a protein of 290 amino acids. NCBI's taxonomy places the organism in Eukaryota, Viridiplantae, Streptophyta, Magnoliopsida, Fabales, Fabaceae.